This is a messenger RNA of Bradysia coprophila, 3559 nucleotides long. It is a transcript of the gene tadr, whose product is annotated as torn and diminished rhabdomeres. Gene Ontology annotation, biological process: amino acid transport. NCBI's taxonomy places the organism in Eukaryota, Metazoa, Arthropoda, Insecta, Diptera, Sciaridae. Gene Ontology annotation, molecular function: amino acid transmembrane transporter activity. The record is from RefSeq and is a predicted model, not a curated record. Gene Ontology annotation, cellular component: plasma membrane.
AGUACUCCACUAAACUUUCGUGCAUAUCAACCGUAUACCAAUAGAAGCGUGGACGUGUGCACAUACAACGCGAUACUUUUUUUCCUCUUUUACUUCGAUUUUUCCAACUGUAAUUAUAUUGCGAGUCGCCUGUGUGUAUGGAGUAGCUAUUUUUCUAUGUUAUUUUUGUUCAAACAACACCAAAUUAGAGCGUAUGUUUAAUCGAUUGAUGUUGUUUUCCUUUUCCACUAACUCAAUUCGAUUUUCUUUUGUGCUUUGUGAUUAAAUGCGAAAUAAAACCAAUAAAGUGCAGAUUUGUGAUGGCAUAAUAUAUAAAAUUUGCAAACGUUAAAACGAAUUGCAUGUUACCCGACUGAACAAUGAUGGAUUGUAGCCGAGCUGAGAUUGGUGAAAAUAUUAUGGAAAGAGUUUGAUUUUUCUUCAUCGCAGGGUUGAAGACAAACAAUUGUUUUGUAGAUUUUAAGUGAUCGAAUAACAAAUGUAUGUCAAUUGAACAAAGUGGUCGCGCAGUGUUUGUGAAAACCCUUUAGUAAGGAUUACGGGCAGUAGCCUCGACAGAAAUGAUAACUGCGAUUUUUCCGUCCGGCACAGCAGGUCGAUGGGGUUUCGGUGUCGUAAUUUUGAUAUAUUUAAUCGUUUACAAUGAAAAUGGUGGUCCGACUACACUAAUUGCAACAAUUUUGGCAUCAAUAUGUGCCUUAUUCUCAGCCAUUUGCAAAAGUUCACUGCAGAACAUCCAGAUAGCAUACCUGAGAGCCACACAAAAGUUCGAUUUUUUCUGUUUGUUCCUUGCUCUAUGGCUGGACAUCUUAACACUGCUAACGGCAUGCGGAGCAUUGGCUAGAACACUAAGCACAUGUCUAGAUGCAAUGACCGGUGGAAUGGCACGAAUAUAUUUGCUGGGUCGGAAUUCCGAUGAGAAUGAACCAUGGCCGGAUGUGCUAGGAGUUUCGGUUGUGUUUCUGUUGACCGUUAUGUUCAUGUUGGGAUUGGAGAACACAAGAGUCUUCGGUAUUCUAAUGGUUGCUGGUGUCAUUGGAAUAACAGUAAUUGGGAUUGCUUUAUCGUACAUACGGGGAAACCUGUACGAAUGGCAGAGUGAUAAGAUAAUGCCAAAUGGCUGGUUGGGGCUGUUAAGCAGUGCGGCACUAUCGAUUUUCACUUUUCCAACUGAACUGCCAUCAAACGGUGGCACAUACAAGAAAUUAAUCGGUUUCGGAAUUGUUGUAACUGUUGCUCUGACGAUAGCCGUUUCAGCCGGAUGUCUAUCAACCAUCACGGAAUUUAGUGAAACGAAACCAUUUAUCGCUGUGCCCGUUCUGUCUAUAUUGGAGAGUCAAGAUUUCCAUAAAGUCGAACCGGCUGUUGCAUGUCUGUUGGUAUUGACAUGUUCGGGGGCGUUUUUGGAACUAUUUCCGGAGAUGUAUUCGCUUAUUGUAAAGUUAACCACUUCGGAGUACAAGAUCUUGUCAAGACAGAUUGGAUAUGAAAACGGCGAUAGCGGUAGUCCGGUGCUGGCCAUUUUUACUGGUGGAAGCUUAUGCGCUAUGCUGGCCUUUGCUUGUCCUCUACAAAAUUUAAUUUACAUCCUAGCGGCUAGUAACUUAUGUGCAGGAAUUUGUCGAGCGUUCUUCUUGUUGUAUUCCCCAUACAGACCGAAAUACAUGGCCAAUAACACAAAUGAAGCUUCCUUGGCUUACAGUCGAUUGGAUGCACCAAGACCAAGUUCAUCGAGACGUAGUCUUUGGUCAUUUAAUAAACCGAAAACGAUUACCAUUCCAGUCGCCAAAUCGCGUCGAAAGAAGACAAAACGUGACAUCGAACUUGAAAGGGAAUGGCUGUUGCUGGGUGAACCUCAGUCGCCGAUACCGAGAGUGGCUGUUCUUGAUUCACCAGAGGCAGAGUCGAGUAUUUUAACGGAACCAGUUGUGUCAGAUGUCGAUUGCAUUGAUCGGGAAAUUUUAACCGACACCGAUAGUUCGACGGAUAUCGAUGCUAUCGUAGACGAGUACAGACAGAAAGUGAAGGUGUCGACGGCCGGAAUGGAAAUGGAAAAAGUUAUUCGAAUUCCAACGGUUAGUUCGUGGCGACUUGCAUUGUUUCUCGUCUUUCUGCUCGUAGUCGCGACGGAAAUAUCCAUUUUCGGAUUGACGAAUGAGUCUCCGAUUUUUUUCGCUUCUGGUGCUAUUACCGUCCUCAUCAUCAGCAUAAUGAUGAUGUUCAUACCGAAAUAUGAUCAUUCACAAUCAGCACCGUCGUCUGUAACCUGUGCGUUGGCAGUUUUACUACAGUUGAUUUUGCUGUAUUCAACUCUGAAGAGCUCUUGGCCCGCCAUUCUAUUUUGGAUAGGAGCAGGAAUCACACUGUACACGCGCUGUCACACAUGGUGUUGCCUAUGUCUCGAACAACAACGACCCCAGCUGCUAAUACCAACCGUAACAUCGAAUAUGACAUCGAUACGGAUACCGUGUCCGCCGCGUGGCUCACUCAUUCCGUCACGAAUAUCCGGCCACAGAUGACACAUAGAUUCGUCGGGGAGUGAUAUCUGUGAUGAGGACACAACCGAAGAAUGGACUGAGUAGAUAAAUUGGCUGAAAUUUUGCUGGACAGAAGGUCGCAUGAAAAUCAAAAUGAAUUUUUGGUUUAAUUUUUGAACUUAGUCUUUUACAGUGGUUAGGCUUUUGCGAUGAAAGGAAUUAAAAGAAUUUGGAAAGCGGUGGAGGGGUAGGAAAUUACACCGAGCAAUAUUGUAGAUAAUGCGUGAAGCUUAUAACAUAAAGUUCAAUGCAACGCCCGUACAAAACGAAUUUUUGAUGGUACAAUCGGUAGUUAGAAUUGGAAAAUUAUUUUUUAAUGAAAAAUUGUUAAGUCUGCGAGCAGAAUUACAAUUCGAAAUGUAAAUUAAAAUCAAAAGUAUAAAUGUUGAACGUUCAAGCAUGCAAUAUAACUCCGCGUCUUUAUCACUAAAAUUUGUAUCGAAUCCAUCAAUUUAACACCUUUUGCAAACGGCACCAUAUAGGGACAGGAAAUUGUUAUUUCUACCACGGCUGUUACCGGUAGUAUGCGGUAUCAGGAUACUCGCUUUUUGUUUUCCGAUACCGAUUUCAAUACGGAAAUAAGAAAUGCGUACCGAAGUCUACACAUCUUGGAAGGUCACUCAAUAUUAUUGGAUUCGCGGGAACCGGGAACACAACUUUUCAAUACAAAGAAAUUCACCAAAAUCAAAUUAGUGAUUCCGUGGUGAAUUAGUUUUGAUAUGUAAAAUCAUCAGUAGAAGUGUAUUCCCGUGUAUCUAUUUGACGAAAAUGGAGUUCCUAAAAACGCCCCAAUGUAGGUUUUUCGUGAAAUGAAACUGUUAGUCCGACCUCCGACAUAAAUAUGGACAUGGACUGAAUGUAGGCAAUUACGUAAUAUGUGUCCAUUUUGUUUUUGGUUACAAAAUGCUGGCAAAUAGAAGGUAAAUAGGCUGGCUUAAGAACGAUGAACCCUUUGCAAAUUUGGGCCGAAAAAUUGCCUUUUUUGAUGAUUUCCUUAAACCAAAACCUUUUUUCUUUUAAGU